Molecule: messenger RNA, 432 nt
Organism: Lactuca virosa
Lineage: Eukaryota; Viridiplantae; Streptophyta; Magnoliopsida; Asterales; Asteraceae
Source: the annotation of a GenBank genome assembly
CCGCUACCGCUCUCAAACUGCAAAAUGUCUCCUCGCUCAACCCACUAUAAAUACCACCAUUAAUCAUCCAUCUCAAAACCACCUUCCUUUCCUUAACAAUCACCUUAUCACCUUCCGAUACAAAGUGAUAAAGGUUAUAUUGUUUAUUCAUAGCAAUCAGGACUUGCCAUGGCUACUAGUGCUUAUGUGUUGAUGAUUAGCAUGAUGAUGCCCAUCUUUUUGGCUUCGUUUGUCUCUGCAGACCCUGACUUGCUUCAAGAUGUCUGUGUUGCAGAUCUUGCCUCAGAUAUAAAAUUGAACGGAUUUCCCUGCAAAAGCAACAUUACUGCAGACGAUUUUUUCUUUGCGGGGCUAGUGAAGGCAGCUCUCACUAAAAACACAUUCGGUGCAACUGUUACACCUGCUUUUGUCCAACAAGUCCCCUGGGCUUAA